Messenger RNA from Solanum tuberosum (potato), 3373 nucleotides. RefSeq names its product putative pentatricopeptide repeat-containing protein At1g12700, mitochondrial. Gene Ontology annotation, molecular function: protein binding. NCBI's taxonomy places the organism in Eukaryota, Viridiplantae, Streptophyta, Magnoliopsida, Solanales, Solanaceae. The transcript is spliced from 2 exons. The record is from RefSeq and is a predicted model, not a curated record. Bases 83 to 1861 code for a protein of 592 amino acids.
UAUCACAAAAAAGUUAGCGGCAAAAUUAGGGGCAUACCGAAAUCACAGUAAAGAAGAAGAAACGUUCACUGAUCUAUUAAAGAUGAAGGGAAUUUCUCUCCGAAAUGGCAAUGGUAUUCCUUUCAUCUCUUUAUUUCCUACUUCAGAUUCUUGUUUUUCGCCAAUUAUAGUCAGAGUUUAUAGUAAUAAAUCCAUGUCGGUACUGAGUAAAUUUAGGGCAAAUAGCAAUUUUGAGUGUUUAGAUGAUGCUCUGAUUCUCUUUAAGCAAAUGGUUACAAUGAAGCCUCUUCCUUCUCUUGUCGAUUUUUCUAAAUUAUUUAAGACUAUAAUAAAUAUGAAGCAUUAUUCUGCUGUCCUUUCUCUUUUUCGAGAAAUGCAGAAAUUGGGUAUCCCAAUUAAUGGAGUCAUCUUGAAUAGUGUGAUUAACAGUUAUUCCCUCAUGCAUCGUGCUGAUUGUGGGUUUUCGGUGUUACCAAUUUACUUGAAGAAUGGUAUUUCAUUUGAUGUGGUCACCUUUACUGCCUUAAUUAGGGGAUUUUUCGCUGAAAAUAAGGUCAAAGAUGCCGUUGAAUUGUUCAAAAAAUUGGUGCGAGAAAAGAUUUGUGAACCUGAUGAAGUCAUGUAUGCAACCAUCAUGAAUGGGCUUAGUAAAAGAGGUCAUACGGAGAAAACUUUAAGUUUGCUCCGGUUAAUGGAACAAGGGAACACUAAACCUGACAUAUUCAUCUACGCCAUUGUUGUUGAUGCGCUUUGCAAAGAUAGAAACUUAGAUGGUGCUAUAAGUCUUCUGAACGAAAUGAAGCAGAAAGGCAUUCCUCCAGACAUAGUCACGUAUAGUUCAUUGAUUGAUGGUUUGUGUAAGCUUGGUCAAUGGGAAAAGGUUAGGAUUUUGUUCUCUGAGAUGGUGAACCUUAAUAUUUAUCCAAAUGUGCGCACCUUCACUAUACUAACAGAUGGACUAUGCAAAGAAGGGAAAGUAGAAGACGCUGAGGAAGUAAUGAGACAAAUGGUCCGAAAAGGUGUAGAACCUAAUAUAAUUAUAUACACUGCGAUAAUGGACGGCUAUUGUUUGCGUGGUGAACUGGAUAGAGCGAGGAGAGUUUUUGAUUUCAUGAUAGAUAAGAAAAUUGAACCUGACAUUAUUUGCUAUAGUGUACUGAUAAAUGGAUACUGUAAAGUAAAACAAUUGGCCAAGGCCAUGCAAUUGUUUCAUGAAAUUUCUCAAAAGGGAUCAAAACCUGAUAUUUUUACCUACAAUAUCCUCUUGCAAGGUCUGUUUGAAGCUGGAAAAAUUGGCUCUGCAAAAGAAUUCUUUGCUGAGAUGCUAACAACGGGGCUCGUACCUGAUUUAUACACUCUCUGCACUUUGCUCAAUGGUUAUUUUAAAUAUGGACUUGUUGAAGAAGCUAUGUCAUUCUUUAAUAAGUUGGAAAGAGAGAUAGAAUAUAAUAGUAUUGAAUUUUACAAUGUUGUCAUUAAUGGAUUGUGCAAAAAUGGUGAACUCGACAAAGCUCGUGUGAUAUUUGAGAAGCUUUCUUUAAUUGGAAUGCUUCCGAAUGUGAGAACAUACACUAUAAUGAUAAAUGGAUUUAGUCUUGAAGGGUUUUUGGAUGAAGCUAAAGAUAUGCUUAGGAAAAUGGAGGACAAUGGUUGUAUGCCAAACAAUGUUACAUACAAUGUUUUUGUACGAGGAAACCUAAGGUGCAACAAAAUUAAUGAAAUGGCAAUUUUUAUGAAGGAAAUGGUUAGAAAGGGCUUCUCAUGUGAUGCAGAUACAACCGAGUUACUGGUAAACGUUAUAAGGGAGAAUCCUUCUGUCCUUGACAUGAUACCUGAGUUUCGAUCUGAAUAUAAGAAGUGAAUAUUUCUUUCUCUUGCUUUAUUUGGCUUUACAUUCACAAUGAGAAGUGGCGUCCAUGCAAUUACGGAAGAUAAAAAAAUGGCAAUUAGAACAUCACUUGAGCUUUCCAGGCAUGCUUAAGGCUUACAGAGGAGAUAGGGUUGUGCUCCAUAUCACCAUUUUCAACUAACUUAGAAGAUGGAGGGAGCAGUUUUCUUUUGAAGAUGGAGAAAUCUGCAAUCUGUUAUUGUACCCAUAACUUCAUGCUUCAAUGCUGUGUUAUACUGCUGGUAACUUUACUAUAAUUAGUGAAGUAAUUAGUGGGAUGGACACAGUAGAAGGGAAGUUUGUGCUAUGCUCUGUACUCACUAUAAGGUAUGCAUUUACGUUGUGAUAUUAGGAUGUAUUUUCAUUUCUUCCACUAUUAUUACAAUUUAAGUUGAAGAAGACAUACUUUACACUUCCGUAUCUAAAAAAAUUCUGUUUUUUCAUGUCUUUACCGUCGACGUUAAAGAACUAACAUUUUUAAUCAUCUCAUUUACACUUGUGCUAAGUUUAAGUGACCUUAAUUUGAAGUUAAAGAGUAUUACUGGGUUCGUCGAUCCUACUUAACUUGUGUUUUAUUUAUAAGACUGCUUUGUUUCAUCUUUUCUCAAAUUUGUCUGCCAACGAUGAGAAGGAAUAAGUAUCAGGUAUGGAUAAAUUUGUGGUGAACUGAAUUGUAUGCAGACUUACUGGAUGAUAUCAAAUACGCAAUUCUAACAUUCUUGUUCUUUUAUUUUUAGGAAUAAGAAGUACAUUGCUUAUUACCAAAUGGCAUAAGAGCAACCAUUACUUGAUUGUGCAACCUCUUGAUCAAUCAUGAAAAUGAAUGAUCAUCUAGUUUGAAGAAUAACUAGUCUUAUGUAGUUUGAAUACUUCACUCUUUUACCAUAAUAAUAUUUGGCAACAAUUGUCUUCUUACGACUUGCUGCAUUUAUACUUCAAGGGGGUUUAUUGAUUCACAAGUACAAAAGUGCUAACAAGGAUAAUAGCAGAAAUCCUUUGAGGAUGGAAUCAGAUAUCCGCCAGACUUUAGUGAUUCACAAGUACAAAAGUGCUAACAACGAUAUAUCUGCUUCGCUCCCUCUUUUGCCUUUUAUGAAACUACUUCAACUCAGCUGUAUGUCUCGUCUUUCCUGUUCUUCAUUACAUCCAUAAGAUUGAAUCUGUAUCUCAUUCUUAGGAUACCGUUCAACGCGUUCCUGAAUUACUGACUGAUUUCUGCUACUAAAUACUUACUGGUUCGGUGGUCAGUUUAGCAGUUGAGAAUUGACUGUUUUGCAGCUAUUUUCCCCUUUUAUACUCCUUCCUCAAUCUCUCGUCUCUGUAUUCGAAACAGGUUGAACAUAAACUCUAGUUUGAACUUCUUUUUCUACAAGAUAUGUGACUAUUUGGCAUGAUUUUUCAAGUUUUUAUCUAAAAUGGGUGACAAUUUACAACCCUUCUUCUACCAAUGGUAUGAAAUUCCUGGCGCAUCAUAUCGUUACAAGG